This is a messenger RNA of Callithrix jacchus (white-tufted-ear marmoset), 2427 nucleotides long. RefSeq names its product kinesin family member 4B (gene KIF4B). Gene Ontology annotation, molecular function: ATP binding; microtubule binding; microtubule motor activity. NCBI's taxonomy places the organism in Eukaryota, Metazoa, Chordata, Mammalia, Primates, Cebidae. Gene Ontology annotation, biological process: spindle elongation; microtubule-based movement; mitotic spindle organization. The record is from RefSeq and is a predicted model, not a curated record. Gene Ontology annotation, cellular component: microtubule associated complex.
AUGAAGGAAGAGGUGAAGGGAACUCCUGUAAGAGUGGCACUCUAUUGUCGCCCUCUGGUCCCCAAAGAGAUUAGCGAGGGCUGCCAGAUGUGCCUUUACUUUGUGGCCGGGGAGCCUCAGGUGGUGGUUGGUACUGAUAAGUCCUUCACCUACGACUUUGUGUUUGACCCCUCUACUGAACAGGAAGAACUCUUCAAUACAGUGGCACCUCUCAUAAAAGGCGUAUUUAAAGGAUUUAAUGCUAUGGUCCUGGCUUAUGGGCAGACUGGCUCUGGAAAAACCUAUUCAAUGGGAGGUGCAUACACUACAGAGCAAGAGAAUGAUCCAACUGUUGGGGUUAUUCCUAGAGUAAUACAACUGCUUUUCAAAGAAAUUGAUAAAAAGAGUGACUUUGAAUUUACUCUGAAAGUGUUUUACUUAGAGAUUUACAAUGAAGAAAUUUUGGAUUUUCGGUGCCCAUCUCGUGAGAAAGCUCAAAUAAAUAUACAGGAGGAUCUUAAAAAAGGCGUAAAGAUUGUGGGACUCACUGAGAAGACUGUUUUAGUUGCCUUGAAUACUGUUUCCUGUUUGGAGGAGGGCAACAACCCUAGGAAUGUGGCCUCCAUAGCUAUGAACUCCCAAUUCCGGAUUCAUGCCAUCUUUACAAUCUCGGUAGAGCAAAGAAAGAAAAGUGACAAGAAUAGCAGCUUUCGCUCCAAGCUGCAUCUUGUAGAUGGAUCAGAAAGACAGAAGAAAACCAAAUCUGAAGGGGAUCAUCUAAAAGAAGGUAUUAAUAUUAACUGAGGCCUCCUAUGCUUGGGAAAUGGAGAUCUGGAGACAGUACACUCUGUGGAUUCCUUUAGUUUCAGAAUUUCAAUGGCUGCAGCCAUGCAAGCAACAGUUUCAUCUGAGGCCACAGAUAAGCAGAAACAGACUCAGAGCCAUGGAAUGGAAGGUAUUGCAGCUCAAGUAAAGAAAUGGCUUGGAAAUGAAAUUGAGGUUAUGGUCAGUACUGAGGAAGCCAAAUGCCAUCUGAAAGACCUCCUUGAAGAUAGAAAUAUCCUGGCUCAGGAUGUGGCUCAACUCAAAGAAAAAAGAGAAUCUGGGGAGACUCCACCUCCUAAACUCCAGAGGCGUACCUUCUCUUUUACUGAAGUGUGUGGUCAAGUUUUGGAGUCAGAAGAUUCUGUUGCAAAACAGACCGAAAGCCUGGAGACUGAAAUGGAACUCAGGAGUGCUCAGAUUGCUGACCUACAGCAGAAGCUGCUUGAUGCAGAAAGUGAAGACAGGCCAAAACAUCGCUGGGAGAAUAUUGCCACCAUUCUGGAAGCCAAGUGUGCACUGAAAUAUUUGAUUGGAGAGCUGGUCUCCUCCAAAAUACAUGUCACCAAACUUGAAAACAGCCUGAGACACAGCAAGGCCAGCUGUGCUGACAUGCAGAAGAUGCUGUUUGAAAAACGAAAUCAUUUUGCUGAGAUAGAGAGAGAGUUAUAAGCUGAGCUGGUCAGAAUGGAGCAACAGCACCAAGAGAAGGUCGUGUACCUUUUCAGCCAGCUGGAGCAAAGCCAAAUAGCAGAGAAACAGUUAGAGGAAUCAGUUGGUGAAAAGGAACAGCAGCUGUUGAGCCCACUGAAGUGUCAGGAUGUAGAACUUGAGAAGACACAAGAAGUGUGUGAGCAAAAUCAGCAGCUUCUCUGAUAGAAUGAAAUCAUCAAGCAGAAACGGACCCUCCUUCAGGUAGCCAGCAGACAGAAGCAUCUUCCUAAGGAUACCCUUCUAUCUCCAGACUCUUCUUUUGAAUAUAUCCCACCUAAGCCAAAACCUUCUCGUGUUAGAAAGAAGUUUCUGGAGCAAAGCAUGGACAUCGAGGAUCUAAAAUAUAGUUCAGAUUCUGUGAAUGAGCAUGAGGACGGUGAUGGUGAUGGUGACGGUGACAGUGAGGAGGGGGAUGAUGAGGAAUGGAAGCCAACAAAAUUAGUUAAGGUGUCCAGGAAGAACAUCCAAGGGUGUUCCUGCAAGGGCUGGUGUGGGAACAAGCAGUGUGGGUACAGGAAGUAAAAGUCUGACUGUGGUGUGGGCUGUUGUUGUGACCCCACAAAGUGUCGGAACUACCAGCAAGGCAAGGAUAGCUUGGGCACUGUUGAAUGGACCCAGGAUUCUGAAGGGUCCUUCAAACUGGAGGAUCCUACUGAGAUGACCCCAGGAUUGAGCUUCUUUAACCCAGUCUGUGCCGCCCCCAACAGCAAGAUCCUGAAAGGGAUGCUCGACAUAGAGCAGGUGCUGUCAAAGAAGACUGCUCCAGCUCCCUUCCCUUUUCAUCUCCCAGAGUCAAAAGGUGUAGCAACAGAAUACCAAGAAAAUACUCCAGGGAAAAAAAAGAAACGAGCUCUGGCCAGCAACACCAGCUUCUUCUCUGGCUGCUCCCCUGUGAAAGAAGAGGCCCACUGA